CCCCGCGUGGGAUCCCGGGGAAGUCGUCGAGGGCCCCUCCGCUCGGCCCCCGAGUCCCGCGAAGGCUGCCCGUCCCGAGCCCCGGUGCCCUCUGCGCCCUCCGACCCGCUCUCCCCUCGAGGUCUGGGGGCGGCGGCUCGGGACGUCCAGACUCAACUCUCGGCCGGAGCCAGAGACUCGAGAAUUGCGUUUGGACAAUCAGGAGCCGCGGCCCGGGCGGGGAGGGGGCGCGCGGAAGCGGGGACACACGCGCGACGGGGCCCCGCGGGGAGGGGCGUGUGGGUGGGGGGCACGAGGGGCACAGUGUGCAGUGGGAGUGGGCAGCGGCCUCUUAGGACCCUCGGAGAGGAAGGGGGCCCGCAGGAGAGAGCAGGAAGGAGCGGAGCCGUCCGCGCUGAGGGCAGGGAACGAGAGGGGUACGCGGAAAGCGACCGUGAUGGGCGAUCGGCCCGCCAGUCUGAGGUGGGGCUCCAGGACUUGGGCCGAAGCUGCCAGGGGGUGGCUUGUCUCUGGGACAAGUUAGCAGCGGGUCCCCUCGACCCCCACCCCAGUUCCCCCCUACUUCCCUGUCCUCUCCUUCUGUCCGUGGCCAGUCCUUAUGUGGGCGCCCGAGUCGAUUAGCGCGGACCCCCUCCCCUUCCUCCUCCUCCUCCCAACCCCCUCCCUUCUGCUCUCCUCCAGCCCCUUUCAUCGGCUGGUCCAUUCCCCUAAUCCUGGCCCCCUCCCCUAAUCCCCCCCAUCCGACCCCAGGCCGGCUGCAGCUAUUGUAAGGUGGAGAGAGAGGGGAGGGGGGACUGAGAGAAAGGAGAGGGGUGGGGGAGGGCCACCUGUUCCAAGACCCCCUUCCAAGGCCAGACUGGACACCAGGAUGGGGCCAAGAACAAAUCACCCUUGGGGACCAUAAGGACCCAGGCAGUUGGGGGAAGGGCACUGGCCUUCGGAUCCAGUGAGAGGGGGUGGGGCAGAAACCCCUCCCUCCAAAAAGACCCAGAGUGUCACGCAUACACAGUGACAUACACUCUUUCCUCUCACACCCGGCGGCGGGGGUUGC
Chinchilla lanigera (long-tailed chinchilla) is the source of this 1051-nucleotide messenger RNA. Its product is annotated as translation initiation factor IF-2-like. The record is from RefSeq and is a predicted model, not a curated record. Lineage: Eukaryota; Metazoa; Chordata; Mammalia; Rodentia; Chinchillidae.